Anopheles marshallii is the source of this 408-nucleotide messenger RNA. Its product is annotated as RNA-binding protein 1-like. Gene Ontology annotation, biological process: mRNA splicing, via spliceosome. The record is from RefSeq and is a predicted model, not a curated record. Lineage: Eukaryota; Metazoa; Arthropoda; Insecta; Diptera; Culicidae. Bases 1 to 408 code for a protein of 135 amino acids. The transcript is spliced from 4 exons. Gene Ontology annotation, molecular function: RNA binding. Gene Ontology annotation, cellular component: nuclear speck.
AUGGCGCGUUACCGUGAGUGGGACCUGCAGUGCAAGGUUUACGUGGGCAAUUUGGGUUCGUCUGCGUCUAAGCACGAGAUCGAGAGUGCCUUCGGCAAGUAUGGGCCAUUGAGAAAUGUUUGGGUAGCACGCAAUCCUCCCGGUUUCGCCUUCGUAGAGUUCGAGGAUAAGCGUGACGCCGAAGAUGCAGUUCGCUCAUUGGACGGCACACGGUGUUGUGGAACUCGCAUUCGGGUAGAGAUGUCCUCUGGCCGAUCGCGGCGUGAUGAGCGUACGCGCCGACCUCGUCCAAGACAGAGUCGGGAAGGAUCUCGAUCACCACGUCGUUCCAGAUCACGCAGCCGCAGCAUGAGCCGUGAGCGCGAUCGCGAUCGUCGCAGCCGCAGUGGAUCUCGCGACCGUCGCUAA